Thelazia callipaeda (thelaziosis nematode) is the source of this 774-nucleotide messenger RNA. Lineage: Eukaryota; Metazoa; Nematoda; Chromadorea; Rhabditida; Thelaziidae. The record is from the annotation of a GenBank genome assembly.
AUGGUAAAUGUUGGUGAAUCAAGCAGACACGAUGAUCAAAAAUACCGUACCACUGAGCACUCUCAGGUUUAUGAAUGGAAUACUGCUAGGCGUAGUAUAAGCUCAACUUUUGCAAGCGGCACCGAUAUAUCACCCGCUAUGGCUUCAACUUCCGCACAACACGAAAAGCUUAUUCAGUCAACUCCCGAUUUGCGUAAUAAACGAAUUGCUGCCAUGUUUUCUAUAGAGUCAAGCGACAGCGGCGCUAUUACACUUUCUGAUGGCGAUUGUAAACCUUUUCGACUCGUGCGUCAACAAAAAGCAAAAAGUUCUUCCUAUGAUUCAUCGAGCUAUUUUGAAAGAGAAAGCGUUCAGAAACAAACGUUAAAUAGCGAAAAUACAAUUAGUGAGGAAUCAGUGCGAGAACAGUGUUGUACUACCCAGUAUGACAGCUUCUUCAUGCCUAAAGGUACAAAAGUGAAAUGCUAUCACGUAUUGAGGGACAUAACUAUGCUAGAAUAUAGCACCUUAAUCGAGCUGAGCAUCCUCAUCGAGUUAUACAGUAUUGCUCUGCAGGAUUUUUAUGCGAUUUUUCCGGAAAAAGCGAUAUCCUCUGCUCGCGUACUCACUGAUCUCUUUGAGGAGCUGAGGGAUCUUGAAUGUUUCCACAGUGGCUAUUUGAGUACUUUACAAAUUCUUCUCCAAAAGUGGUCAGCAUUUUUGGGCUGCUUGCUAUUGCUUAAGAGAAGUAUGAAGGUUUCAUGUUUAACUUUAUCAGCAUUAUAUUUCUCAUGA